AUGGCCGUUGCUGUUUCCCCUUUUCUCGUCGACCAGCUACCAAUUUCAGCGCAAUGCGGCUCCCUCAUCACAUACCGGCAGUACUCGAUCCUGCUCUCCUCGGCACCUUCGUGCUUCCUAGACGGCUGCGGCGUCCCUCCCCCGGCCGGCUCGAUGUCGUCAACGUGCCCGUCGUCGUCACGGUGCUCUGCCCUCUGGGAGAUAACACGGGUGCAGUGGCAGCCAGACUGGUGUUAUUCAGGGCCAUCGGCAUGUCCUGGCGACGUAGCCUGCCGGAUCCCCGGAUGGCCUGUCCUCAACGCCACGGCGGCGUGCUCUAUCUCGCCCGACGACUGGCUGUUCUCGGCCACGAACGCGGGCGGGUGCUGCGCGACAGUCGACGAGCCGUUCGACCUCGGCGACUGGACGGCGACGCUGUGCAACGGGUCCGCCUGGCGCGAGCCGUUUGUCUACUUCGGCGGCAUGGCCCCGCUCGACUGGGCCGAGUGGAUCGAGCCGUGGAACUGGACCGUCGUCCCGUCGGAUGCGGCGCUGAGGCAGCGCUGCCAGUCCACCACCGAGAUGAUGGUGUCUUUUGUCGCCGACAACCUCGUGUCCGUCGUCGAGACCAUUUUCGAGAUUGGCUUCUUUUGGGCCCUCCUGCAGGUUCCUUCUAUGAACCGCUUGGCGAGCCGGAAGGUGCACAGAUCGGGGAGAUCGGUCAUCGGCGGUGCUCAGUACGGCGCCUCGUUCGUCCUCGGCAACUUCUAUACAGCCUGGAAGUGGCGGGCCACGCUAGGGUACUCGGACAUCCCCGUCGGCUUUCUGGGUCUGGUCCUGUGCGCCCGGCCGAGCGCCGUCGGAAUCAUCUGUUUCCUCGACUUGGUGUUUUCGGGCUGGCUCGCAGAGAAGAUCGCGCGGCUGCGCGGCUACGCACACCCAGCGCUGGCUGUCCCGGCCGACCAAGACUACAGGGAGACGCCCGCCUGGUUGCAAGCGAGGCAAUUCCUGGCCAACUGGGCGCUGACCAUGUCGGUGGCCGAAAUCAUCAUCCAGAUCAUGAGCAUGUACAGCCUGUACAAGACGACCAACGAGGGGCGGCUCCGCGGCUUCUACAGCCUGGACGCGCUCCUGCCCUACUGGCACGGCUCGGAAGCCCUCCGCAUGUACGGCGGAGCGCUCGUGCACUGUAUCUUCUCGUGGCUGAGUCUCUUGUCUCUGGCUGGCAGUGCCACGGUGCAGGCGUACCGCAUUAAAAUCUUUGAGGGCCUGACUGAGCAUCUGAUGGCGGCGCUGGGACACCGGAGGCGGAAGAGAACCAUUGUCCGGCUCCACGAAGCGCUGAAGAAAGCAUCGCGGCGCCGCAAAGACCCCCAGGGCCAACCAUUAGCGCCGCAACAGCAAGCUCAACAACAGCCAGGUCGACAGCAGCUAGGUCAACAGCAGCCAGGUCAACAGCAGCCAGGUCAACAGCAGCCAGGUCAACAGCAGCCAGGUCAACAGCAGCCAGAUCAACAGCAGCCAGAUCAACAGCAGCCAGAUCAACAACAGGCAGCUCAACCACCACCGCCCGAACAACUCCAACCAAUUCACUCAGUCUACCAACUGCGGGCGACACUUGCUGCGGAGGAAGCCCAAGCCCAAGAAGACAACGCGCUGCCUCCUCCGACCUCGGGUGUCCCCGACGCGCAAGACCCCGAGCUAACCCGGUUCGGCCGUGUGCUGUCCGUGUGGCCGUUCUCGGUGGCGUUCCGGCAGCUCGAGAAGCGGGCGAUGCGGAUCCGGGAGCGGCAGACCCCGUCGAAGAUGGCCCUGGACCUGAUGCGAGAGGGCCUGCGCAAGAUCGAGACGGUGGCCCUGUGCUUCACGGGUGCGUGCGUCGUCGUCAACUACAUCUCGCAGUGGUGCUUCUGGUCCGGCUUCAUCCAGAGCCAAGGCGACCGGUGGUGUCCUCCGACGUCCGACUUCAAGCUUUUGGUCUGGGCCGUCAUCAGUCUCGUUUCCAAAUUUGCCCAAGUGCAGAUAGACAAUCAGUCGCCAAGCGCAACCCAUAGCCCAACGAAAUACGCCCGCGUGACCAACUAA
Messenger RNA from Lasiosphaeria miniovina, 2064 nucleotides. RefSeq lists its product as uncharacterized. Gene Ontology annotation, molecular function: chromatin DNA binding; transcription coactivator activity. The coding region runs from base 1 to 2064 and encodes 687 amino acids. The record is from RefSeq and is a predicted model, not a curated record. The transcript is spliced from 5 exons. NCBI's taxonomy places the organism in Eukaryota, Fungi, Ascomycota, Sordariomycetes, Sordariales, Lasiosphaeriaceae.